UCGUCUAUUGUCACAGUUCAAUUGUCAUUAUCGUGUCAUCAGCUGUUGUCAUAGGUAUACACAGUCAAUAAUGACAAGCGAAAAGCUCAUUUUAUUUGCCAAUUCCGGCGAAAGUUUCUCUAUGGUGAAACAGCUGUUCUUUGUUUAUAUUUUAAUUUGUUCUUUUUGACCGCCACUGCAACAAAAGGGAUUUCUUUUAAAUAAAAUACACCACAGCAGUGGAUUACGGAACACCGGAAAACGAUGAACAAAAUGAACCCGGAUAAAGUGAGUGAACAGAUUUUGACAGCUCAUCAGCUAAAAUGGCGACUCCAGCGUCUUUUCCAUUGCUACAAAUCUCCAUUGUUGGCUUAAAAUUCUGCGAAUUUGGCGACUAGAAAAAGUUUGUGCUAAAAAAAUAACGCGACAAAAAAGCAAAAUAUGGAAAACCGCAAUAGCAAAAGAGUGACGAAGGAUCAAAAAUAUAUGCUCGUUCAAUAUUUGGAGGAUCAUAGAGAAUUUGCUCACGACCGAUUCGUCAAUGGCACCGGGAGCAAAAGUUUAGCUGAGCAGUGGAACCACCUCGCCGAAAAAUUAAAUGCUUACGGAGGAUCCAUGAAAGAUGGUGAAGGAUGGAAGAGAGCGCGGGUAAAUAUGAGGAGCAAGGCCAAACAAAAAUCCCAAGAUUUGAGAAAUGCUAUGGAGCGAAGCGGGGUAAAUUCAUCAAUUACCGAAAAGCAUCUCAGUAACCUCGACGAGAACAUCAUUGGCGUGAUGACCACAGUGGCAGUGGUCGGUCAAAGAGAAGUUAGCGAGCCACUGAGAAGUUCCGGCGCAGUAACUAGCGUGGAAUUAUUUGACGCCUCUGUGGACCACUUUGAGAUAGAGUUUCUUGAAGGAGGCGAUGAGGAACCGCAAAUGGCACCGGAUGUGGUUCCUCAGGAUCCACUUCCACCACAACGUCGGGCUCCCAAACGCAAAAAUUACUCUUUAGAAGAGAGCAACGCCAAAAUGAUACAAUUAGAAGAACGCAGAGUCGUCUUGGCGGAAAGAAAAAUUGCGGCGCUGGAGAAAGGAAACUCUAUAGAAAAGAGAAAGGCCGACGUAUUGUCCAAUAUCUUAAAUAAAUUGGAUUUACUUCUACAAAGGUGAUUGUUCUCGGAGUGAUCGUAGAAAUAUAGAUAUUUGAGCUUUACGGUAUGUUGCCAAUGAAUUAUGAACGGUACUCAGACGUUUAUAUUUUGACGUUUAACUGAUUUUUUGAACUUCAAUAUUUCUUUUAUAAAAAUAUACCACAUCUAUCGUUGCUUUAAACUUUGUGCGAAAGUCGCGAAAAAUCAACAAAUUACGAAAGGCUGUGAUCAAAAUUUAAAAGCUUUUAUCAGAAUUAUUAGAAAAUAUUUACGUACGCAGAUAUAUAGCCUUCAAUUUCAGUUCCAUAAAAUGCAAGUUUGAAGUCGGUCGAAAUCCGCGUUUGAUUUUUCGAAUAUAUCUUUGGUUUAAGGUGUAAUGUACUUUCUUCAACAUAAAAAAAUGCCGACAUACUUUACCGCGAAAAAUUAACCGCGAAUUUUUACCGACUUCAAACUUGCAUUUUAUGGUACUAAAAUUUAAGGCUAUAUAAAUGCGUAGUAAAAAGUUUU
Rhagoletis pomonella (apple maggot) is the source of this 1622-nucleotide messenger RNA. RefSeq lists its product as uncharacterized. The record is from RefSeq and is a predicted model, not a curated record. Lineage: Eukaryota; Metazoa; Arthropoda; Insecta; Diptera; Tephritidae. Bases 421 to 1131 code for a protein of 236 amino acids. The transcript has 7 exons.